Paramecium sonneborni is the source of this 1540-nucleotide messenger RNA. The record is from the annotation of a GenBank genome assembly. Lineage: Eukaryota; Ciliophora; Oligohymenophorea; Peniculida; Parameciidae.
UUAUUAACGAAUGCUUGGCAGCAGAAAAGUUCGUUCUCAUGAAUCGUCACUAACAAAUUUAGAUGCAUACAAUCCAAAUUGUCAAGUUAGGGUAGACAUCAUAAACCAUCACUAAUUUAAAACUCUUAAGUGUGAGAAUUAACAUCAAAUCGAUUAAAAAAAGUUUUGUCCUUUUUUUCAUGAUGAAUCUGACCGAAGACGUGAUGUUAAAUAGCAUUCAUACUAGUAAAAAGCAAUAACAAUAAUUUUUUUAAUUUGUAGAUGCUAAUUGUGUCCAUAAGCAAAUAAAUGCCCAAGAGGAGAUUAGUGCUAAUGGUCUCAUAAUAAAGUUGAGCAAGUCUAUCAUCCAAAUAGAUAUAAAACUAAAUAUUGUACCCAUUUAAAGGAUUGUGAAUAUGGAGUAUAUUGUUCAUUUGCUCAUUCUGAAUAAGAAUUAAUCAUUCCAGUUAAAUUAGAUGGAAUGGUUUAAGAUAAAAACUUUUGGAUGUAUUAAUAUAAAACUGUAUGGUGUCCUCAUACAGUCAAGUAAACUUAUUAUAUUAAAUUAAUAUCAUAGUCAUGACAGAGCAUCUUGUGUUUAUGCUCAUAAUGCUUAAGAUUUUAGAAGAGAUCCUAAAACUAUAUAGCCAAAAGAGUGUCCUCAUUGGAAUAAAAAUAAUCAAAUUUUAAAUUAUGAUAAAGGUGGUUGUCCUGAUUAAGAAAACUGUAAAUAUUGUCAUGGAUGGAAAGAAUAUGAAUAUCAUCCUUUGAUUUAUAAGACUAAACCUUGUACAUUAUAGAAUUGCUCCAAAAAAUAAGGAGAAUGUGCUUUCUUUCAUUUUGAAUAAGAGAAAAGGUAAUCAUUAUUAUUAUUUAGAAUUCGUAAGUAAGUUACAGAAAACUCCUGGGUUAUAGAAGAACCUAAUACUCAUGUUGAAGUAAAGAGAUAACCAUAUAAAACAACAUCAAAUUAUUUGGGACCGAUAAUUCCUAAUUAUAUUCCUCAAGAUUACUAAAGCAGAGAGAAGAUGGAGAUUGGGUAACCUUUUUGUUAAUAAUCAAUCACCAAUACCAAAACUUCUGAUUCUUAAUCAAGAAGAGGAUCUGAUUUUUCAGAUGGCUCCAAGAUUUAAAAGAAAAAACAUAAUAUUUAGCAAUAACAAUUCUAAUCUCAAAAAAAGCCUCGUACUGCUCCUGUUACUCCAGAUUAAAAAUAAUUCAUGGGAAGUAACUAAACGAUGAAAGUAUAAAAUAACGUUCAAAAUAAUUCUUAUCUUACUUAUUCUAAAAAACUCUAUGAAGAAAUUUUGAAAUUAGAAGAAGUAUUUAAUUUUGUAUAAAUUUUUAGGGAGAGUACAUUUAUAAGAUUCUCUAAGGAUUCAAAAUAUCAGAGAAAGUGCUCAUGUAGAUGAGAGAUGAACAAAUUCAAUAACUCAAUCUUAGUGAGCUUCAAAUUACUCAACUUAUUUAAGCAUUAAGUGCUAUUAAAUAAGAAUAAAGAUAUGAUGAAACUUGUGGAGAUGAGAUUCUUAGUUUGAUUUCAAACUAAGGCCAAUUUUGA